AUGUUUUGGAAAUUUGAUCUUCACUCAUCAUCCCACAUAGACACACUUCUAGAAAGAGAAGAUGUAACGCUGAAGGAGUUAAUGGAUGAGGAAGAUGUUUUACAGGAGUGUAAAGCACAGAACCGCAAACUUAUAGAGUUUCUCUUAAAAGCAGAAUGUCUCGAAGAUUUAGUCUCAUUCAUUAUUGAAGAACCACCUCAAGACAUGGAUGAAAAGAUCAGAUACAAGUAUCCAAAUAUAUCUUGUGAGUUGCUCACUUCUGAUGUCUCCCAAAUGAACGAUAGACUGGGAGAAGAUGAAUCCUUGCUAAUGAAAUUGUAUAGCUUCCUCCUAAACGAUUCCCCCUUGAACCCACUACUUGCCAGUUUCUUCAGCAAGGUGCUAAGUAUUCUUAUCAGCAGAAAACCAGAACAGAUUGUGGAUUUCCUGAAGAAGAAACGUGACUUUGUGGACCUUAUCAUGAGGCACAUAGGAACGUCGGCCAUCAUGGACUUGCUGCUCAGGCUCCUGACGUGCAUCGAGCCCCCGCAGCCCAGGCAGGAGGUGCUGAAUUGGUUAAAUGAGGAGAAAAUUAUCCAGAGGCUCGUGGAAAUAGUUCAUCCAUCGCAAGAAGAAGAUCGGCACUCAAACGCAGCACAGUCACUUUGUGAGAUUGUCCGCCUGAGCAGAGACCAGAUGUUACAGGUCCAGAGCAGUGCAGAGCCAGACCCCCUGCUUGCCACUCUAGAGAAGCAAGAAAUUAUAGAGCAGCUUCUAUCAAAUAUUUUCCACACGGAGAAAAAUGAAUCGGCCAUAGUCAGUGCAAUCCAGAUAUUGUUGACUUUACUUGAGACACGGCGACCAACAUUUGAAGGCCAUAUAGAGAUCUGCCCACCAGGCAUGAGUCAUUCAGCUUGUUCAGUCAACAAGAGUGUUCUAGAAGCCAUUCGAGGAAGACUUGGAUCUUUUCACGAACUCCUGCUUGAGCCCCCCAAGAAAAGUGUGAUGAAGACUACGUGGGGCGUGCUGGACCCCCCCGUGGGGAACACCCGGCUGAGUGUGGUUAGGUUGGUAUCCAGCCUCCUCCAGACAAAUACCAGCAGCAUCAACGGGGACCUCAUGGAGCUGAAUAGCAUUGGGGUCAUACUGGACAUGUUCUUCAAAUACACAUGGAACAACUUUUUACAUACACAAGUGGAAAUUUGUAUUGCACUGAUUCUUGCGAGUCCUUUUGAAAACACAGAAAAUAGCACAAUUACUGAUCAAGAUUCCACUGGUGACAACUUGUUAUUAAAACAUCUCUUUCAAAAAUGUCAGUUAAUAGAAAGAAUACUUGAUGCCUGGGAAAUGAAUGAGAAGAAACAGGCUGAGGGAGGUCGACGGCACGGCUACAUGGGCCACCUGACGAGGAUGGCCAACUGCGUCGUGCACAGCGCAGAGAAGGGCCCCAACGGCGCCGCAGUGCAGCAGCUCAUCAAAGAUCUUCCAGACGAAGUCAGGGAGCGAUGGGAGACGUUCUGCACGAGCUCCUUAGGAGAAACUAACAAGAGGAACACGGUAGAUCUAGUUACAACCUGCCAUAUUCAUUCAUCCAGUGAUGAUGAAAUUGACUUUAAAGAAACGGGUUUCUCACAGGAUUCUUCUUUGCAGCAAGCCUUUUCUGAUUAUCAGAUGCAACAAAUGACGUCCAAUUUUAUUGACCAGUUUGGCUUCAACGAUGAGAAGUUUGCAGAUCAAGAUGACAUCGGCAAUGUUUCUUUUGAUCGGGUGUCAGACAUCAACUUUACUCUCAAUACAAAUGAAAGUGGAAAUAUUGCCUUGUUUGAAGCAUGUUGUAAGGAAAGAAUACAACAGUUUGAUGAUGGUGGCUCUGAUGAGGAAGAUAUUUGGGAGGAAAAGCAUAUUGCAUUUACACCAGAAUCCCAAAGACGAUCAAGCUCGGGGAGUACAGACAGUGAGGAAAGCACAGACUCUGAGGAAGAAGAUGGAGCAAAACAAGACUUGUUUGAGUCCAGUGGUGCCAACGCGGAGGACAAAAUGGAGGUAGACUUGAACGAACCACCCAACUGGUCAGCCAACUUUGAUGUCCCCAUGGAGACGACGCAUGGUUCUCCCUUAGACUCCGUGGGGUCUGACGUCUGGAGCACGGAGGAGCCUAUGCCGACGAAGGAGACAGGCUGGGCUUCUUUCUCAGAGUUCACGUCUUCCCUGAGUACGAAAGACUCUUUACGGAGUAACUCCCCAGUGGAGAUGGAAACCAGCGCCGAGCCGAUGGACCCACUGACGCCCAGCGUGGCUGCGCUGGCUGUGCAGCCGGAAGCGCCGGGCAGUGUGGCCAUGGAAGCCAGCUCCGAUGGCGAGGAGGAUGCGGAAAGUACAGACAAGGUAACUGAGACAGUGAUGAAUGGCGGCAUGAAGGAAACUCUCAGCCUCACGGUAGAUGCCAAGACAGAAACUGCGGUCUUCAAAAGAGUGUUGAGAUCCUACCGUGAGGAAGGAAAACUGUCUACCUCUCAAGAUGCUGCUUGUAAAGACGUGGAGGAGAGCCCUGAGACGGCGGAGGGCAAGUCUGUGGCCACCCGGCCCCCCAGCAGCAGCCCAGAGCAGAGGACCGAGCCGCCGAGCGUGCCGGGCGAUGCGGCGGUCAACGGCCCCGUAUGA
Molecule: messenger RNA, 2640 nt
Organism: Rangifer tarandus platyrhynchus (Svalbard reindeer)
Lineage: Eukaryota; Metazoa; Chordata; Mammalia; Artiodactyla; Cervidae
Source: the annotation of a GenBank genome assembly